Mya arenaria is the source of this 865-nucleotide messenger RNA. RefSeq lists its product as uncharacterized. NCBI's taxonomy places the organism in Eukaryota, Metazoa, Mollusca, Bivalvia, Myida, Myidae. The transcript is spliced from 4 exons. Bases 23 to 865 code for a protein of 280 amino acids. The record is from RefSeq and is a predicted model, not a curated record.
UUUCUUAGUUUCUUGAUUAAAAAUGAACUUUGAAUGUAUGAAGAUUGUAUGCAUGGCGUUUUCCAUAGUGCCUGCGUUUUGCAAUGGAAUCUCCAGCAAGGACUCCCAGUUAGUGGCAAAAACAAUCGGAACUGAAAAUGAAGAAAGGCCGUUUAUCCCAAGACAUGCAUCCUCUACCGCCGGGAACAUAAUGUCAGGGCAUCAUGUGUUAAAACAGUUGAUCAUCCCUGAGGAAAGUUCGGAGGAACAAUUUGUGAGUUUAAUCCUUCAAACAGCGAUCGAAAACGAAAUAAACAAUCUUGAAAAUGCACAAGUUGAAGACAAUGCUUUACCAAGAGAUUUACAUAGUCGUCAAGGGAGACCACUCGUCAGCGAACAACUAAAAGAGGCUUAUUUGGCCAGGAAUUCGGAGGAAAAACCCACACAUAAAAGAAAUUACCCCACGUGGCUUUUGGCACCGCCAUACGUGGACGUCACAAUAUCGCAUCCAACGGACGACAACUCAACGUAUACGGAAAACGUCGCAGUCAGUCCUGACAUGACCGUUAUUGACGCCAUGAUUCAAGCCACGCUGAGUUAUAGGGGACGUUCCGGUUCGGACAUCGAUAUUCCGUUCAACGUGAUGCUUGAUUGGGACGAUACGGAUGACUGCUUUGUAAUCAAACGAGCUUUGGGAAAGAACUCAAGACGACGAGCAGGAUGGUCGCUUACGGUCAAGAAUAUGUUUCAGAAGGAGAUAUACACCGGCAGAUGCAUCCCGUACGAUGAGGUUAUUCUUCGACCAUUUAGCAGUGUUUCGAUCACGUACCAACGAAACCAGACACGAAUGCGACAAAGGGCUAGCAAAGAUGUCAUCCAAAUUUGA